UCAUUGCAGAAAUGCUCGGACUACAAGGCCUCGAAAGUGAAGACUUUCGUGAGGACCGAACCGCCAGAUACGCAGGUGACCAAGUCGGUGAUCGCUCUGCUGCUGCACUACGGAUGGAACAAAUUCACGAUCGUGACCGAGCGAGCCUGGUCGACGGUCGCCCGUUCGUUGCAAGAACAGGCGACCAAGAACAAUCUCACCGUGAACCAUUACAAGACCGUCGAGGAUCGGCACACGUGCUGCGAGGAGAGGCUGCCUUGCUGCCAAGUCAGCGUAUGGUUCCAACUCAUACAGGAGACCAAAAAUAUGACCCGCAUUUACAUCUUCCUCGGCACGCCAAUGUCACUAAUAGAUAUGAUGAAUUCGAUGCAAGGCCAAAGGUUGCUGGACGACGGACAAUACAUGGUAAUACACGUGGACAUGAUGAUGUAUUCGCAACGCGAAGCACAAAAAUAUUUAUGGAAACCGGAACAUUUUGAUACUCUAAAAAACUGCCUCGAGCCCAAGGACUUUUUGAAAAGGGCACGCUCGCUGAUGGUCGUCGUAUCAACACCACCAACACAGAAUUACGAGGAAUUCACUAAAAAGGUUCGGCAGUACAGUAACAAGGAGCCUUUCAAUUUCGUAAUUCCCCAGCUUCUGAGAAAGUAUGAAAAGUAUGUGUCCAUUUACGCGGCGUAUCUCUACGAUUCUCUCAAGCUGUACGCGAGAGCCUUGGAUCAACUGAUACGAGAUCUACCGGAUCAAUCUGUCGAGGAUCUCGCUAAAAAUGGCACUCUUAUAAUUGAGACGAUUAUCAAAAAUCAUACAUAUCAAAGUGUGAGCGGGGCGACCAUCAAGCUGGAUAAAUUUGGAGACUCGGAGGGAAAUUUUUCGGUGCUUGCUCUGAAGAAAAUUCCGUUCCGUCGUGACAACUUCUCCUGCGACUAUCAAAUGUCGCCCGUUGGCCAGUUUCUGCAGGGUGAAACUCUAAUGUACAAACCGUGGGGUGCCAUGGAGUGGCCUAGUAAAACUAAGCCGGAAGCAGAACCUGGUUGCGGUUUUCUCAAUGAACAUUGUCCGAAAGACGACACACAUCUCCGCAGUAUCAUUGUCGCCGUGGGGCUGGCCAUCGUGCUAUUCUGCGCUGCAGUAAUGACUGUGAGUAUAUACCGAAGAUGGAAAAUAGAACAGGAAAUAGAAGGAUUGCUUUGGAAAAUUGAUCUGAGCGAGAUACACGGCUAUCCUCAUCUCGAUAACAUGAUGUCCUCCCCUAGUAAGUUAAGUUUAGUUAGUGCAAUGUCCUAUGAGUCGAGAUGCGGCGGCCAAGUGUUUGCGCAAACUGGGCAUUACCACGGUGUAGUGGUACGGAUAAAGGAGCUGAAAUUCUCGAAGAAAAAAGAUAUUUCACGGGACGUUAUGAAGGAGAUGCGCGUUCUCCGUGAACUUAGACAUGGUAAUCUCAACACUUUCUACGGAGCGUGCGUGGAACCGAUGAGGAUAUUAUUAUUUACCGACUAUUGUGCCAAAGGAAGUCUUUAUGAUAUCAUUGAAAACGAAGAUAUAAAAUUAGAUGAUAUGUUCAUUGCAUCGUUAGUUCACGAUCUCAUUAAGGGUAUGCUGUAUAUUCAUGAGUCAUCUCUACUAGUCUGUCAUGGUAAUCUAAAGUCUUCCAAUUGUGUCGUGACUUCACGCUGGGUGCUUAAAGUCUGCGAUUUUGGUCUUCAUGAUAUGCGUCAUUGUGCCGAAUCUGAUAGCAUCGGUGAACAUCAGUAUUAUCGAAGCUUGUUUUGGAAAGCGCCCGAGCUGCUAAGAAACCCGCAUGCUUCGAUUAGAGGCACUCGAGAAGGAGAUAUUUAUUCUUUUGCCAUUAUUCUAUACGAAAUGCUCGGACGGAAAGGACCGUAUGGAAAUAUAAAUCUGGAACCCAAAGAAAUCAUAGAUCGAGUGAAAAAGUUCCCGGAAGAUGGUGAACCACCGUUCAGGCCUAACUUAAACAUACUCUCCGAGUCGAAAGCAAAUUGCGCCGAUUAUGUCGUUGGUACUAUUAUGGAUUGUUGGGCGGAAAGUCCGGAACUUAGACCAGAUUUCAAAAUGAUAAGGACCAGAUUAAAGAAGAUGAAAGGUGGAUGUAGUCGAAAUAUAAUGGAUCAAAUGAUGAAUAUGAUGGAGAAAUAUGCGAGCAAUCUCGAAGAUCUAGUCACCGAACGUACGGGACUUCUUUUGGAUGAAAAAAAGAAAACCGAGGAUUUACUUCACAGAAUGUUACCUAAGCCAGUUGCAAAUUGUUUAACAAACGGUAUUGGAGUAGAACCGGAAGCCUUCGAUUUGGUUACGAUAUAUUUCAGCGACAUCGUCGGUUUCACGGCGAUGUCAGCAGAAAGCACACCAUUUCAGGUUGUAAAUUUCUUGAAUGAUCUGUAUACAUUGUUCGACCGUAUAAUCAGAGGAUACGAAGUGUACAAGGUAGAAACGAUCGGGGAUGCUUACAUGGUCGUUUCCGGUCUUCCAAUCAGAAAUGGAGAUCAGCAUGCUGGACAGAUAGCAUCGAUGUCGCUGGAAUUACUUAACGCUGUCAAACAUCACACGAUACCUCAUCGGCCUCAAGAAACUCUCAAGCUACGUAUCGGCAUUCAUACCGGUCCUGUGGUAGCGGGCGUUGUCGGUUUGACAAUGCCUAGAUAUUGUUUGUUCGGAGACACUGUCAAUACCGCAUCUCGUAUGGAAUCUACCGGAGAACCAUUACGAAUACAUAUAAGUAAGCAAUGCAAAGAGGCGCUAGAUAAGAUCGGAGGUUAUAAGAUCGAAGAGCGCGGCUUCGUUGAAAUGAAAGGAAAAGGAACGGUGAAGACGUAUUGGCUCACGGGGGCUACAGUGACACACAGAAAAAAUAUAGAGAACUUUAACGAGGACGAAAAUCUUCCACUGCUGUUCUGCAGACCACGAAAAAGCCCAAAAUUAAAUCCGGACUCACGAUACGCAUCACUGUUAGAUGGAUUAGGUGCUGGAAGUCGCAGGCAAUCAAAUGUACCGUAUCCAAUGGCUGAUGAUUCGUCUUCCCAGUGUGGUGGAUCCAGUCCAGUUCCGCGACUAUUACAUGCUCGCAAACUCGAGAAAUCCCCCCUCCCUUUAACUGAAAGUGUCUCGAAGACCACACUAGACAAUAUUUCAUUUCAGGAAGAAAGUGCGCAGAGACAUUUCAAUAUCAAAUCAGUCGACGAUCUGUUCAUAAACACGGGGCCGAAAUUUAGAAAAAAUGCACGUGCCCUGUCUACCAUCGCAUCCUCAUCGUCAAGCGACUAUCCAUCUCAAACUGUCAUACGCGAAUCUCGCUCGUUGGACCCGAUUCCCACUGAUAUAUAUAACAAACGUUUCGAAUCGCCAAACUUUUGGAAGGAAAAUGAAUGCACGCAGACAGAUUCGAAAAUGGACAUUUCAGAGAAAAUGUUGAACAAUAAUUAUCCUAAUGGCAAUGUGAUAAUGAUGCCUCAUACCGAUAACUCACCGAAUGAAGCAGAUCCGUUGUUAGGUGACGAUAGUGAAGGCAAAAACGAAAUACGAGAGAAGCGUUCGCGCUCGCUAGAUCAGGUGGUAUCUGCAUCUAGCAUGGAAAGUGUACCUGAUAAAAAGUCUUCCGCGCGAAAAUUGUUAGAAAUUCCACCUGUUUCAACCAUCAUCCAGAUGUUCAAUGGUAACGGAUUGCGGAACAGCAACCACUCUUUAAGGAGAGGAAUAAUACCAGGGUACGAUAAGCAAAACGAACGCGAAAGUGUGGUCUAGUAUAUACAUUCGACAAAUAUAUUUUUUUAAGUACGACAAACUCGAUAGCAAAGAAUAAAAUCAUGUGUAAAAACUGUGCGCUACCAGAUGCAUAACCAUGUGAAACAUAUUACGUUUACGAGUCAGAAGCAUGAUUUAUUGUUGCCAUCUUUUUUUUUCUUUUUUCUAGCUUAGUUAUGUGCAAUUUAUGUAUAUGAAAGUUACCGACAUACGCGUUGUAUAUUUUUAAUAUUUAGAUAUUUUAUAACUUGUGUGCAUUAAAACGUGUGCAUCGAAACGAUGCAGAAAACAACUUUUACAUGAUUUUUACAGGAUCUCUCCUGUUCUCUUCUCUUUAUUAAGAUUUUUAAUUUGAAUUUUGUAACGAAAACAGUAAACUCUAUUUUAUAAAAAUCAUGACCAAAGUACACCACGGACAUUUAGAUCAUCCAACAAUUCAUCUCGUUUAAUAAUACGAAAAAGGAAUUAGGAUGGCAUUGCAUAUAAUCGAUGUCAGAAUGGUUAAAAGAAGCUUUUUAUUUUAUAGGUAAUUUCUAGUUUUAUGUGAAAAAAAUAAAAAGAUAAGAAAUUACGCACACCCACACACAAAAGAUAAUUAUUCAAAUUAUAUAUAAUAAUUAAAUCUGUAGAAGAUUAUCUAACAAACGAAAAGUUUCUCAACCAUUCCAAUGUCGACUGUAUAUACACGCGCGCAUAAUCAAAUAUGGAGUAUGGAUGUGUAAGUGAGACGUGUGUAUAUAAUACAUAUAUUAGCAUAUAUGUAUAUCUAUAGUAUAUAUAAGUCUAUACUUGUUCAAUUAAUUGAAGGAAGCAAAUUGUCCGUAUGGCUGUGAGAAAUAAACUAGAUUAUACCUAAGGUGCUUAGUAAUAUAUCAUGUUGUCAAAUGUAUAUAACUAAAAAAAUAAUAUAUCAAU
This is a messenger RNA of Formica exsecta, 4674 nucleotides long. RefSeq names its product receptor-type guanylate cyclase Gyc76C-like. The transcript is spliced from 16 exons. The annotation marks the transcript as partial. NCBI's taxonomy places the organism in Eukaryota, Metazoa, Arthropoda, Insecta, Hymenoptera, Formicidae. The record is from RefSeq and is a predicted model, not a curated record. Gene Ontology annotation, molecular function: peptide receptor activity; protein kinase activity; ATP binding. Gene Ontology annotation, biological process: intracellular signal transduction; cGMP biosynthetic process; receptor guanylyl cyclase signaling pathway.